UGUUGAUUCUUUUAACAACCGGAACAGUUAUCUCUUAACGCGUUAGAUGCUAUCGAGCCUCCCUGGCUUAUUAACAAAGAUAAUCGCGCCGUAGAAUUCCUCCGGGUCCGAUCGGAACUCUCGUCGAUAUCUCAAUCGAACACUUAAAGCCCGCAAGGCAAUUCAUCAACCGAUAGCGAGUACCUUCCUAGUCGUUCGCUCGCCGGCCGAGGAGAAGAGGAUUUCUAACUUUUCCCCCUGACGAGCUACGCAUUAUUCCUUCCCGAAGUUUAGACACCGAGUCGUCCCCACCAGCACGUGGACGACCAUUUCGUCCGUUUGUUUUUUUUUUCUUUUCUUUUUUUCUUCCCUCCAUCCUUGCGACAUCGCCAAGAGGAAUAACCAACUCCUCCGAGGCACUCCUCCGUGUCCCGAUUACGCGCGCCGAAUGGUGGCCGCCGAUCGCGCAAUCGUUACCCCAAAUAAGCGGAUCGAACGCCUUCGAUUCCGCUUUCGUGUCCAAGAGGCCGACAGUCUUCGACUCCGCGGGUCCACUGGCAUCGUCUCCGAUAAAACGAGCUCGUUCCGCUGAUAAGCCGAAAAAACAGCCGACCAGUCAGGACGCCGCACGGUCCGCACUCAGGUAACGCACCUGCGAAGGAUAAAUUGCGAUUACUUGCGACUACUUUCUCCCUAUCCCGGGAAUCAGGUUUACCGAGAUAAGAGUACAUCUUGCAAUGACCGGGGCGGUACUCGAGACUUUUAUCAAUGCCACCGACUGGCGAUUCAUUCGUUCAAUUGGAGAAAAUAGAUCGGCAUCGUCAGAUUAGCGCGGCGAUACAGUCGACCGUCAGCGGAUUCCGCUGAUACUUUGGACGCUAGUCUUAUGUAGGGUACCGAGCACAUCCCGAAUAUCAGCGGUUCCUCUCCUCCGGUCAAUUAAAAGUACGAGGAGGGCCAGUAGUAAGUCAAUCGACCGUUCAAUUGGGACGGGAGAAAUCGCCGGGGAAGAUCGUUAAGACAUUUGGACGGUACUCCUUGUUCCCUUCGGAUGUCGCGGUCCUUGGCGAGACCGAGAGAGACCAUGGACCGCCGACUGUCCGCACUCUUUACGACGCGGGUAAUGCAGUCGCUCGGGCUGGACGCGGUUUUCGGGGCCCUCGGCAGGAAGAAGCGACUCGAGGAGGCCCCUGCGGAGUCGAAACUUGCGAGAUGUCUCACCACCCUGGACCUGAUCGCCCUGGGGAUUGGAUCUACUCUGGGCGUGGGCGUCUACGUCCUCGCCGGCUCCGUGUCUCGUGACAUAGCCGGACCAGCUGUGGUCAUCUCCUUCGCCAUCGCCGCCCUGGCCUCGGUUUUCGCAGGGCUCUGCUAUGCGGAGUUUGGGGCCAGGGUACCUCGAGCUGGUUCGGCUUACAUCUACAGCUAUGUGACGAUGGGGGAGUUCAUCGCCUUCCUGAUUGGCUGGACGCUUAUCCUGGAGUACGUGAUCGGAUCUGCAAGCGUGGUGCGAGGACUCAGCACUUACGUGGACGCCUUGCUGAACAACACCAUGAGGAAGGCCUUCGAGUCGGCCGCGCCGAUCGACGUCAGCAACCUCUCCUCGUACCCGGACUUCUUUGCGUUUGGAGUGACCCUGUUAUUCGCGGCCGCGCUGGCAUUCGGCGCGAAGGAGUCCUCCUUGGUCAACAACGUCUUCACGGUGGUCAACCUGGUGGUGGUCCUCUUCGUGAUAAUCGUUGGCUCCUCCAAAGCUGAUACCUCGAACUGGAAGACUCAACCCACGUGUACCAAGACGGACUGCAAGUUUGGUACCGGAGGGUUUGCACCUUAUGGUAUCAGUGGCAUCAUCAGCGGGGCUGCGACUUGCUUCUAUGGGUUCAUCGGCUUCGACUGCGUGGCUACCACUGGAGAGGAAGCCAAGAACCCGCAGAAGUCCAUCCCCAUAGCCAUCGUGGUGUCCCUCACCAUCAUCUUCCUGGCGUAUUUUGGGGUCUCCACGGUUCUCACCAUGGUUUUGCCGUACUACGAGCAGAAUCCUGACGCCCCGUUUCCACAUCUCUUCGACAGCAUUGGAUAUCAAUGGGCUAAGUGGAUAGUGUCCAUCGGUGCCAUCUGUGGAUUGUGCGCCAGUUUACUAGGUGCCAUGUUCCCAUUGCCACGAGUUAUCUACGCCAUGGCCAUGGAUGGUCUCAUCUUCAAGUGGAUGGGGAAAGUCAGCUCCAGGUUCCAGACACCUUUGGUUGGAACCUUAUCUGCUGGUCUACUCACGGGUAUUCUUGCGGCCAUCUUCGAACUCUCCCAGCUGGUGAACAUGAUGAGCAUCGGUACCUUGCUGGCUUACUCCAUCGUUGCGGCUUGUGUACUUAUUCUGCGGUAUGAAGAGAGCGAAGCGUACGAGAAGAAGGAGGAUCGCGAUCCCAGGACGUUCAUGUUUAUCGUUAAGCAGCUUGUAAAUGCUAACAGGUUGCAUCACUCGACGAGACUCACGUCGCAAAUUGUAACGUGGCUUGUCUUUUUUUACUUUGUCCUGUGUAUAUGCACCACUGGUCUCAUCUCUGCUUACUCGGAUGAGAUCACCAAUAUCGACACUGUUGUAUUAGUGGUGCUUGUCGUUCUCGUUGUUCUUUUAAUAUUGUCCCUCUUCUUCAUCUACAUGCAGCCGGUGUCCGGGAAGAAGCUGGCCUUCUCCGUUCCACUGGUACCAAUUCUGCCAGGAGUCAGUAUCUUGGCGAACACAUAUUUGAUGAUGAUGUUGGACACCAUGACUUGGGUGCGGUUCAUCAUCUGGAUGGGGAUCGGGCUUAUUAUAUAUUUCUCUUAUGGCGUGUGGAACAGCGGCAUCAGAGAGAAGAGAUUUACGGCAAAGUUUGCCUCAACCAAUGGAAGUAUUAAUUUAGGUUUCCGCAACAGUAUUGACACUCCAAAGUGUACGUGACGACAGUUGCUGGCGACUGGCUGAGGGCGGUAUAAAUAAAAGUAUUGUCAUAUCAUGACACAAAAAUCACA
Molecule: messenger RNA, 2988 nt
Organism: Orussus abietinus
Lineage: Eukaryota; Metazoa; Arthropoda; Insecta; Hymenoptera; Orussidae
Product: cationic amino acid transporter 2
Exons: 10
Coding region: 1031-2917 (628 amino acids)
Biological process (GO): transmembrane transport; amino acid transport
Cellular component (GO): plasma membrane
Molecular function (GO): amino acid transmembrane transporter activity
Source: RefSeq, a predicted model, not a curated record